CCUCCCAAAGCAUUGGACACCACUCCGGCAGACAACAGCAGCUCGUACUGUUCGCCCGACGACACCUGCACAGUCGAACUCCACGGCCUUCUCCCCUUUUCGGAGGAGACCCACCCCAUGGCGGCGCUGGAGGUGGCGGAGCUGAUACGGCAGAACGAGGAGCUGGAGAGGGCGGCGAGGGAGGGGAGGGAGCGGGAGGAGGCGCUGCGGGGCGAGCUGGAGCGCACCCGGGAGCGGCUGCGGGCGGUCGAGGAAGCCGAGGAGCGUCUCUGCGUUGAGCUGGGGGAGCUCGAGGCCGAGGCGGUGGCGCAGGCCCGGGAGGACCUCCUCCGCAUCGAGACUCUCUCCCGCCAGCUCUCCGCCGCCCGUGCCCUCCUCGCCUCUGCCGGCCUCCGCCUCGAUCUCCCGGCGUCCAAUUGAUACAUCCGUCCCUGCUUGAUCUCUCUGUAUUCUGUAUGAUUACGUGAAGCUUUCUAUGAUUCCGAUGCAAAUAGCGUAACUGAUUGCACCUAAGACUCUAUUCUUCCUUCCUUCGGUUAUUCUCGAGCUUUAUCCGUCUAUAAAACAAAGGAGAGAAGUUAGCGCUAUUGGCACUCAAGCCCUUUGACACUCGUUAAUGGUGAACUUGAGGAAUAGCUUAUCAGUUGUUUUUUAUGCUGGCAAUAAAAUGUAUAAAGUUUGUCUGUUGAA
Messenger RNA from Musa acuminata AAA Group (dessert banana), 690 nucleotides. RefSeq names its product protein RESPONSE TO LOW SULFUR 2-like. Lineage: Eukaryota; Viridiplantae; Streptophyta; Magnoliopsida; Zingiberales; Musaceae. The record is from RefSeq and is a predicted model, not a curated record. Bases 118 to 420 code for a protein of 100 amino acids. Gene Ontology annotation, biological process: cellular oxidant detoxification. The transcript has a single exon.